Messenger RNA from Closterium sp. NIES-67, 2706 nucleotides. The record is from the annotation of a GenBank genome assembly. NCBI's taxonomy places the organism in Eukaryota, Viridiplantae, Streptophyta, Zygnematophyceae, Desmidiales, Closteriaceae.
UGACAUUUACCAUCUGAUCCGCUGGUUGUUUCUGGAACCUGCAGAAGUUAUUCAGGCAUUUAUUUCGGUCUCUUCAGCGGACUCGCUCUUCCGAUGUGCGCUAUACUUCAUCCCUGUCGCUGGCCAAUGUUGACAAUAUCGUAGUAGCUCUUUACCAUGAUGUCCCCUAUUCGCGUUCCCUCGCAAGGAGGCUUUCGGCUUCUGUCCGAAGCGCCUUUCUUGGAUUCGCCACGACACAGCCUUCUACGCUUGCGAAACAAUCGCGGAAAGUCUCAAUGUCGUGCGAAUUCCUCUUCAGCAACUCGAAGCUCUAUUUCGCAAAAGGAGCAUCAGCACUUCACUGUUAGUGGUCAAGACCACGGCAGAGCAGUACGCGGUCCGACCGUUCAUAAACACGAGAAUGACUUCGACAAUGAAGCGUUCAAUAAUGGGAUUCUCGAUAACAGCAGCUUCAGGAAGAGCAGCAGUUUAUCUCAUGGCGGAAAGGUAACGGUUUCAGUGCGAAUCCACUCCGUGUCCGCCGGGGAAACCGUCUUCUCCAUCGCAUCCGACUACUCCAUUCCUGUGGACACGCUUCUCGCGGCGAACAGUAAAUCAUCGCCGAGCAUUCGCAUCGGCGAGGUGCUGUAUCUGCCGUCUUCGGCACGAAAAGAGCGGAAGGCUCUGUCGCAGCAGAAUUUGCAGCCAGAGUCGCAUACGCAGGAAGCGAAGAAUGCUCCAUUCGCCUCACCUUCCGCCGCAUCUUCAGAGUCGCAGCCAGAGUCGCAGGCGCAGGCGCAGGCGUCGUCAGGGCGCUCCCAAUUCGUGUCUCUCCACAUUCGCGAGAACCACGGAUCCAACUCCAGGCAGUCCAGCUUUCCCACCGGCUCUGAAGAGUGCGUGCGCGUGUGCACGGACAGCAGCGGUAGCGCCGCCGACGGAACAACCACCACCACCAGCGCCACCAGCACCACCACCACCACACCACCAUCACCAGCCGUAGCAGCAGUGGCUCCAGCGGAGCUAGCGCCGUUCCUGCAGCAACUGCGCCUGUCGCUGCUCCUGCAGGCGUGUGCCUCACUAGCUGCCGGGCAGCUCCCACUGGCAGGGGAACGGCGAUGAGUGUGAGGGGAUGGUUGAAGCAUUCCUCUGGUGCUGUCACUGCCAGUCCUGCUAAUCGUGUCACUGUCUCUUCAACCCCUGCUACUUGUGAGGGGUUCUCGCCUUCUCUGUUGGCAACAUCUGCUCCUCCUGCUGCUGCUGCCGCUGCUGCUGUCGCAGAACCUUCUACGAAUGCUUCUGCUGAUGCUGCCGACGCGCCUGAUGCUCACUCCCAUGCUUCUUCUGCUGCCGCUGUCGCGUCUUCUGCGGCCGAGUGCGAGAAGCACCGUUUCUCCAACGACCUGAAUGGGUUUGCAAACUUCUUCGCCGCAAGAAAGCAUCUGGGUCGGACCGUGCACCUCCAUGGAUGGAGCAAAGGCCCGGGGGUAAACCCGCAGGAACAGACAACACAAGACAAGGUGUUGUGGCGUCGGUGACACAGGCGUUUGUUCCUGGUAGAGGGGGUGAGGUGCAGCAAUCGCUGCCAUUGAUCGGGCUCGGAUUCGCAAUUGCCGGCACUGCGGGAGCUCUUGCUGUUGGUUCGGGGUUGAAUGGACUGGUCCGCGCUGCCUUGCUACUGCGGCUUCAGAGCCCCUGGCAGAAGCAAGCGGAGCAGAAUCAGCUGCAGCAGCAGCAGCAGCAGCAGCAGCAGCAGCAGCAGCAGGAGCAGGACCAGCAGGGGGGAGUAAGCGAGCAGCCGCCACUCGAGCGUGUGAAGGACGGUAGCGGGUUAGAGUUUUCAAAGAGGGUUCUCAGGAACUACUUGAACCUCCAGAAGCGCGAAGUGAAUCGGUCUGGCAUGGAGGGCGCCGCUUUGCGGCUCAAGAUGAGAAUUGCCAAGGCGAAAGGGGAGGACCCGCUACCGUUUGCCCCGUUACAAGAUAAGACGGGUCCUCGCAGAAAUGUGAUGGCAGAGAUCCGGAGUGUUGUGGCUGAUGCUGUGGCCGAGGUGGUGGAAGGGGAGAACUGCACGCUGGUGCUUGAAACGAGUACAGGCAUGAGGAGUACAGUGUAAAGGGCACAGAGAUAACAGAGAACACAGAGAAGCUGAGACUAGUGGAAGCUGGGAUUGCCCAUGGAGACGGCACAAAGAACGCUGGAGGAGAGGAGGCGGGCAGAAUGAUUAAGAUGAUGGAGGCAGGAUGGUAUGGCGGGCCGGUAAGGCCGGAGCUUGGGGGAAAUCCGGAGUUGACAAUGGCUUUGGAAGGGGAUGAUGACGAUGGGGUGGGAGAGGUGGGCCUGAGGUGUUUCUGGAGUGGAGUGUGGAGAGGGCCAAAGAGGCCAAUGCACAUGCUGCCAUGAGACUGCCACGAGCAUUUACCACAGUUGAAGGGAAUUGAAUUGAGUGUUGUAUGCUGCCGUACAGGAGCAAGAGGCGCUGCUGGGAGAUGAAAUACUGGCACAGCAAAUGGUUUGUAUUUAUUACUGACAGUGCGACUGACUAGCAUUGACAGCAGCAUGCUGAUGUAACCUGUGGGAGGGAGGGAGGCGCACUGUACCACAUGCGCCCUAUACACAACUCUGCCAAUGAUGCUUGCUGGCAGCGUGCCUGCUGUUUGCCUUUCAGCAGGAAGGUUUGAAUUGCUCUUUCACUGCUGUUUAUGAUAUUAAAUAUAUAAUUUAUAA